CCGCAGAGACCGCGAGUCGUUUGUGCGAGCAAGAAGGAUGGAUGAUUACCCGCGAAGCCCUCGCUAUGAGGCCGAUCGGGGUAGAGGCGACUCCCUCGGCCGAUGGAGGACAGAACAGAGUCGACGAGAUGGAUAUAGGGACGACAGAUAUGAGAGAUCGGAUCGAGAUGGAUAUAGGGACGACAGAUAUGAGAGAUCGGAUCGAGAUGGAUAUAGGGACGACAGAGACGAGAGGUCGGGUCGAGAUGGGUACAGAGGAAGUAGAUAUUAGAGAGGAGAUCGGGACUAGGAACGACAAGAUGGGUCGCGCGGACGGUUUGAGCGCGGGGGAGAAGCGAGAGAGCAGCGCGACGAGUCGCGGGGAUGGUACGACCGAGGGGACCGACACAAUGAGUCACGCGGACGAUAUGACUCGGAAAACCGCCAGAAUGAUUCACGAGGGCGGAAUGAGCAAGGAGGGUCUGGAGGAGACCGGCGCAACGGUUCGCGCGGUCGGAAUGAGAGAGGGGGAUAUGACGUCUCAUCAGAACCAUAUCCAAAACGACAGGGCAUCUACUYCGAGRAACUCAUGCGUCUACUGUAGAGGAGAAGAUCAUAUCAAGAGGGAUUGCCCGGAYCUWAAACGGGCAAUAGAAGAGGGACUUGUCGUGCUUGACGACCGCAAGUACGUCAAGUGGGCAGAUGAUCUCGGAGAUGUAUCGAUGUUCCCUUCGAUGAAGGAGAACGUCGAAGCAAGGAGAAUAAAGACGAGUAAAGGAAUGAAGCCAGUCAGGAGCCAGAGCAUCAAGAUAACCUUUGAGGGGGACAUGACGACCACACCCAUAAGGGUGACAGCCACCAAGUCGGUGAGAGGGUCUACAUCGAAGAAAACUGACACGGAUUACGUGAUGGCGGAGAAGGACGGGCAGCGGGUCGAUGGAGAGGAGGUUAUCCUUUCGCCGCGAAAGCGGGGAGUGAAGAAGUUCCUAAUGAAGAGCUCGCUGGACGAGAUUGACACGGUCGAACCAUUAAGGCGGGCCCUUCGGCAACCCAUGCAGUGCUCUAUUCUGGAGUAUCUGGCGGCAUCAAAGCCGGCUCGUGAUGAGUUACAAAUGAUCACGUGGAAGACUCGCAUACCUCUAUCGGAGGAGGGUUACGCCCCUAAGGCGGAAACUUCUACAGUAACAGUAACUGGGGUGACUGCAAGAGCGGAUCGCAUGGCGACAGUGCUUCUCGAUGGAAUGGAAGGUGUGCCUCCAGACAAGUUUUAUAUACUUGGUAGCGGGGCCGUGGAGACGAUUAUAAACGAGCAUGCGGUACUCGAUGCUGUGAUUGAUAACGACAGUGAGGCUGUCAUCAUAGACGAGGACCUUGCGGUACAAGUUGGACUGGGCCUCGAUAGGUCAUACCUAUUCGAGAUAGAGACGGCUGAUGGGAGAAAGCAACAGAUCACUGGGGUUUGUCACAAGGCAGCCAUAGAGGUCCAAGGGGUGCGAGUAACCCUGCCUGUCUUUGCAGUCAAGAACUGCAGCUCCGACCUGCUCUUGGGUCGAACGUGGCUCAGCCACGUGCAUGCGGURACGAUAGAGCGACCUGAUGGAAGCCAAACAUUGUCCAUUAAGAAGCCAGACGGGACGCGGGUGCCGAUGGGAUUAUCUCCUUUAGGGUUGGAGCUCCUCCCUGCGAGGGUUACACAAGGUAGCGUAUCUCAUAUCAAGGUCUUGUUGGAGAGGAGAAAUGUCGCGGAGGGGAGUAAGGGGAGGCAGACAGGGUUUCAUGGGCUAGAGGAAGAGUAUUACAAGAAGGGAUGGGAGGAGGAACGUGGGAGUAACGUCUUUUAUAGGGGGGCGACGUCUGCGACGAUGACACCCCUUCAUCUCUUUGGGCUACCUGCGAGGGGUGGCUGGCAGGCUCAACGGUUUAUUCUCGUGACGUGGUUUGGAGUAUUGUGAUGGUAAUCCUAGCUGCGGUCCUUAUCUUCAUCGUUCGGUCUUUUGGGAUGGUUGAAUAGUCGUCAACCAUAGGCGGCCGAGUUGCUUGGGAGUCGAUGAAGGAGGAGGUGAGGCUUGGAGAGAGGGGGGGUGCGUUUAUGGAUGUCGAGGGUAAGUUGUGUUCUUCCUCUUCACGUUUUGUAGCGGUGAUUAUGUGAUGACCUUGAUGAGAUUCUUAACGAUGUGAUUCUCAAAUAGUUUUGUCCGGUUCAAUACUUAUUAGUCCCUCCAACCUUGAAUUCCAGAUAUGCAACGAAAAUAUAACUAAUAAUUUUGAUUCUGAGGUUUGAAAAUCAAGAUUAAAUCAAGAU
This is a messenger RNA of Chara braunii, 2281 nucleotides long. The record is from the annotation of a GenBank genome assembly. Lineage: Eukaryota; Viridiplantae; Streptophyta; Charophyceae; Charales; Characeae.